GCAUAAGUUCAUUUAUUCUUCCGGUUUUUUUCUUCUUCUGGUUAUCACAUCAUCCAUCUCCUGAUCUAACGAACAACAACAUUCAAGAUGGUGUUGGUCUUAUUCGAGACCGCUGUAGGCUUUUGCCUUUUCAAAAUGUCAGACAAGGCAAAAGUGGAAUCACCUUCUUUGUGGAAAGAAUUUGACGAUGUUUCUUCGACAAACAAUUUACUCAAAUUGUCCGCUAUUCAUCGUUUCACUAGCACAGUAGAAGCUGUUGAAGCAGCCGCUUCUAUCAACGAAGGGAAGAUGAGCAAAGAUCUCAAAAAAUUCCUAUCAGAAGAAAUCUCUGGUCACAAAUCAAGAAAGAAUGAACAAUUGAUUGUCUCUGAUGCAAAAUUGGGUGGAUCAAUCGCAAAGAAGCUCGGCAUUCAAGUCGUAAGCGACUCUUCCGUGCAAGACCUUUAUCGUGGUAUCCGUACCCACUUGGCCUCACUUCUCUCUGCCGGUGGAUCAGGAAAGGAUGCUGUGGCUGAAGUUGACCCUCGCGAUUUGAACACAAUGAGUCUCGGUCUGUCUCACAGUUUAAGUCGUUACAAGCUCAAAUUCUCCCCCGACAAGGUUGAUACAAUGGUUGUUCAGGCAAUCGGUCUGCUUGACGAUCUCGACAAGGAAGUCAACAUCUACGCCAUGAGAGUUAAAGAAUGGUACGGAUGGCACUUCCCCGAAAUGGGCAAAAUCAUUACAGACAACGUCGCUUACAGCAAGGUGAUCAAAGCUAUGGGUUUCAGAACAAAUGCUCAAAGUACAGACUUUAGCGAGAUUCUACCAGAAGAGAUCGAACAAACCCUCAAAGCUGCUGCAGAGAUUUCCAUGGGUACCGAAAUCAGUGAUACAGAUAUCAACCACAUUUGGAGCUUGUGUGAUCAAGUUAUCUCUCUCACUGCUUACCGUGCUCAACUUUACUCUUACUUGCAAAACCGUAUGGCUGCCAUCGCUCCCAACUUGACAGCUCUUGUUGGUGAAUUGGUUGGCGCUCGUUUGAUCAGCCAUUCCGGUAGCAUCAUGAACUUGGCCAAGCAACCCGCUUCCACGAUCCAAAUCUUGGGUGCUGAAAAAGCUUUAUUCAGAGCUCUUAAACAGAAAGCCGCCACACCAAAAUACGGUCUCAUUUACCAUGCAAGCUUGGUCGGUCAAGCACCUACAAAGAUGAAGGGUAAGAUGGCACGUAUGGUUGCAACAAAGGCCGCUUUGUCUAUUCGUUUGGAUGCCUUGGCCGAUGCUGAUAGCAAAUCAGAUGCCAGUGCACCCACAAUCGGAAUGGAAGCAAGAGCUAAGCUUGAAUCUCGCCUACGUGGUAUGGAACAUCAAUCCACCAUCGGUGGACUUCGUGGAGCUGGUGUUGAUAAUGGAUACAAACAAAAGCCAUUCGAAUACAACCCCGGUGCCUCUAGAAGUUACAACGAUUCAGCAGAUGCUCCUGUCACUGCAACACCUCAAAAGAAGGACGUCGAUGAAGCAUCUGUGGAUGCUAAUGAAUCAGCCGUAUCCGCUGAUGAAUCGACAGCCAGUCUAUCAAAAGAAGAAAGAAAGGCACUUAAGAAAGCCAAAAAGGCAGCCGCUGCAAACGGUGAUGUCAGCACAACCAGCAAUGGCGAUGAAAAAGAACGAAAGAAGGAGAAGAAAGAAAAGAAACGCAAAGAAUCUGAAGCUGAAAGUGACGGAGAGCCAAAGAAAAAGAAAAAGAGACAUUCGGAAGCCUAA
Molecule: messenger RNA, 1743 nt
Organism: Meira miltonrushii
Lineage: Eukaryota; Fungi; Basidiomycota; Exobasidiomycetes; Exobasidiales; Brachybasidiaceae
Product: putative NOP58-required for pre-18S rRNA processing
Exons: 2
Coding region: 88-1743 (551 amino acids)
Cellular component (GO): box C/D methylation guide snoRNP complex; small-subunit processome
Molecular function (GO): snoRNA binding
Source: RefSeq, a predicted model, not a curated record